GUUUUGCUUGCUAGUGAAAGUUGAAUGAUCAAAACCUGUUCCCAGUUCCCUGUUUGGUUGAUGAUCAAUACUAGAUAUAUUUUCUUUCUCCGUUGAGAGCUGAGUCUAGCCUUUUGGGAUUUGACGUGCUUGAGGAGAAGAAUGUGGACUUAUCGAAUAAGAUAGAGGAAGGGUUUUGGACCAAUUAAAUGAACUGCUGGGGAUUCUAUCAAUUACAGAUUGGAUGUACGAACUGAUUAAUGCUUUUGCUGUAUCUCUCGGGUCCCAGAAAAUUGAUUGUUUAUAUGGAUGGGUUUGCAUGUCUUGGUGAAAUCAAGUGCUGAAGAUUGUCGAGAUCUAAAGAAGCGAUGGAAGCCAUUAGAGAGAGUGGAAGACAUGCUUGAUAAAUCCGAUUGUGUGUGCUGUCUUUGAUUAUUACAUGGGGCAGGCAGAGUUUCUUUUGCAGUAUUCAUUUCCUUGGGAGAAAGUGGAGAUGGUAUCUGGAAGUUGUCCCCGCUUAUAUACGGAGUGCAUAAACUUCAUCUUAAGCUUCUUAUUGAUUUGCUUGGAUUUGUGCUCAGGGAUCUCAUUAAUUAUUGCCUCAACAUCUUCUACGUAAGUCCAAGUUGUAACCCUUACCACACAAGUCAGCUUCUUAGAGGAGAUAAAGAAGGAACUUGAAGAUCCCAGUACAAGGCCUGUGAGAACAAUGGAUAGAAGUUGGAUACAUGAGCCUAAUAGAUUGAGUGCUAAGUUUUUGAAAGGGCUUUAUAAUUUUAUUCUUUUUGCCAAAGCUUCCGCGAGAGAUGGAAGAUUUGCUUGUCCUUGUCGAAAGUGUGUGAACAUGCAUCGGUUCUCACCAGGUGUUGUUUCUUCUCAUAUACUGGAAAAUGGGUUCUCGCCGGGGUAUACAGAUUGGAUUUUCCACAGAGAUCCAACCUCUCAAACUAGUGAUUCUAGUUAUUCCCACCAAAAUGAUGAUGGACUAAGAGAAGUUGAUGCACAAGAGCAACACGGCGUUCAACAGUUUCUUGAGGAUAUGGCUGUUGGUUCUGAUGAGAUUGAAAAUUCAAGAUCAACCAGGGUAGAAAAUGAUUGGGGUGAUAGCUCCACUAUUGAUGAUGACACCCAACCAACUGAGGCAUAUGAAUAUGCCAAAAGGUUCCAUGAUUUAUUGGAAGAAUCUGACGAGGAACUUUUUAGUGGAUGUCGUAAGCAUAGCAAACUCUCAUUUAUCCUUGAGUUAUACAACAAGAAGUGUAUGUAUGGAUGGAGUGAUAAGUCUUUUGAGGACUUACUGACCACAAUGAGGGAGACGUUGCCUGAAGGGGAAAAACUUCCAGAGUCAUCUUACGAAGUCAGAAAGUUAAUUGAUGCAUUGGGUCUUGAUUACCAAACAAUCGAUGCAUGCCCAAAUGAUUGUAUGCUGUUCUGGAAAGAACAUAUUGAUGAGCCUAGAUGCUUACACUGUAAUGCAUACAGAUACAAGGAAGAGACUGAAAGUUCAUCGACUUCAAAAAGAAACAAGAUUCGAAAGGGAGUGAAAGUACUCCGUUGGUUUCCUCUGAUUCCAAGACUUCAAAGGUUAUUCAUGUGCAAAAAGACGGCUUCUUUAAUGAGGUGGCACUUAGAUGAACGCAGGGACGAUGGGUACUUGAGACACCCUGCGGAUGCUCGUGCAUGGAAAGAUUUUGAUAGUCGAUAUGCUGACUUUGCUAAGGAGCCGCGCAAUGUUCGACUAGGACUGGCCACUGAUGGGUUUAACCCUUUUAGGUCAUUAAGUAGCACUCAUAGCAGUUGGCCAGUGGUUGUAACUGCCUACAAUCUGCCGCCCUGGUUAUGCAUGAAACAGUCUUCUUUGUUCUUGUGCUUACUCAUUCCUGGACCUAAAUCACCCGGAGCUAAUAUAGACAUCUACUUGGAGCCCUUUAUUGAAGAGUUGAUUCAUUUAUGGGAAAAAGGAGUUGAUACAUAUGAUGCUCACGCGAAGACUACUUUCAAGUUGCAUGCAUCGUUGCUAUGGACUAUAAAUGACUUUCCGGCUUAUAGCAUGUUAUCAGGUUGGAGAACGAAAAAAGGCUAUGGAUGUCCAUGCUGUGGCUUCAAUACUUGGUCAAAAUGGUUAAAGCAUGGUAAGAAAUAUUGUUUUUUGGGGCAUCGUCGUUUUUUAAGCUAUGAUCAUUCAUGGAGAAGAAAUAAGAAUUGUUUUGAUGGCACAGAAGAGUUUAGAGGACCACCUGUUCGGAUGACCGGAUCUUGCAUUCGUGAUUUAUGGGAUUCUAAUGGAUCAACAAGGGAUCUAAAUGGUACAAACAUAAACAUCACGGAGGGGUGCAAAAAGAAAAGCAUAUUUUUUCGUCUUCCUUAUUGGGAGUACAAUCGAGUUAGACAUAACCUUGAUGUCAUGCACAUUGAAAAGAAUGUAUGUGAUAACAUUUUAGACACAUUGUUAAGUGUUCGAGGGAAAACCAAGGAUAACGUGAAGGCUCGCUUUGAUAUGCAGGAAAUGGGUAUAAGACACACUCUUCACCCAUUUGAGUUGUCUACUGGGAAAUACAGAGCAGCCCCCGCUCUUUUUGAGAUGUCUUCGACAGAGAAAAAACAAAUGCUUCGUGUGCUAAAACAUGUGAAGGUACCUGAUGGUUAUUCUUCCAACAUAUCUCGUUGUGUAGAUGUGAAACACAAGAAGAUAAGUGGUUUGAAAAGUCAUGAUUGUCAUGUAUUACUACAUGAUUUGUUACCGGUAGCAGUGAGGGGAUGUCUGAAAGAUAGAGUAGCUAGAGCCUUAAUUGAUCUGAGUGCUUAUUUUAGAGAACUAAGUUCUAAAGUUCUUAAAGUAAGUCGUCUUGAGGAGAUGGAAGUAGAGAUUGGAGAAAUAUUGGCUCGUAUGGAGAUGAUAUUUCCUCCAUCAUUUUUUACUAUCAUGGUCCACUUGGUCGUACAUCUUGUAGAAGAGGCCAAAUGGAAUGGACCCGUGCAAUAUCGAUGGAUGUAUCCAAUAGAGAGGUACUUGAUGACACUCAAAGCUCAUGUUGGGAACAAGGCUUAUCCUGAAGCCUCAAUUGCUCAAUGGUACAUUGCAAAUGAAGCAAUUACAUUUUGCUCUAGAUACUUUGAAGGAGUCAGAACAAGAUUUAAUAAACCUGCAAGAAAUAGUGAUGACAUGGAUCUGUUGAGAACGGAAGAUUCCCCUGUGAACACUACUUCAGGUCAUCCCAUUGGAAAAGUAGAAAAUAUUAUCCUUAAUCCUACUUCUUGGGUUCAGGCUCACCGAUAUGUGCUAUACAACUCAAAGGAAGUUCUCCCAUACAUAGAAGAGCAUAAGGAUGAGAUUAAAAGGAAACUUUCAAGCAGAAAUCGUAGAAAUAAUGCUUCUCGUCUAAUUGAAAUCGAGAAAGUCCACCAUUCCACCUUUGUUGAUUGGUUCAAAGGACGGGUAGCUAGGCUAGAGGAGAUGCAUGAUCCGCGAUUUACUGCUGAACUGAAAGGGCUAGCCCGAGGUCCGAACUAUGGGGUUAGACAAUUUAAAGGUUACAUCACCAAGGGAGUCAGAUAUCAUGCAAACUGUCGUGAAGAGGAAAGAAAAACUCAAAACAGUGGCGUUGUUGUAGCAACAAAGACCUCAAGUUUAGAAGGUGAAAUUUUAAAUUAUGGACGGAUAGUUGACAUGAUUGAGUUGAACUACUUCGAAAGGUUCAGAGUAGCUCUAUUUAAGUGUGAAUGGGUUGACGUGGAACGUGGAAGAGGGUUGAAAAAAGAUGCAUACGGAUAUACUAUGGUGAAUUUUUCAAGAUUGAUUCACACAGGGUCUAAUAUACGUGAUGAGCCUUUUGUCUUUGCAGAUCAAGUUAGGCCUGUAUUUUACAUUAAAGAUUCACAGGAACCUGAUUGGUAUGUGGCACUUCGAACAAAGCCUAGAGACACAUAUGAAUUGGGUGAUGAAUUAGUUUAUCAAUCGAAAAAUGCCGAUCAAUCACUCUCGGUGGAAAACGUUGGUCGAGCUAGUGAAGAUGAAAAUUGGGUUCGCAAUGAUUUACAUCCUGUAGUAUUUGAGUAUGUAGAUCCUGGUGUCGCUGCUACAACGAGUGUCAUGUCGGAAGAUGAAGCAUAGACUUUGGAAGUUUUACUUUUCAAUUUGACUUUUCAUUUUUCCGAUGAACAUUGGGUUGUACUUAGUUUUCAUUUGAAAUGACAAUGUUGAUUCACUCGAAUUGUGUGAUAAAAAAUUAGCUGAAUGUUUUCUUAAUUGUUCCUGUUAUCAAUUGGAGUGCAUUGAAUAAUUGGUGCGGAGCCUGUUGGAAGCAACAUAUUAUCCGUGGGAAAGCCUGGAUUCAAGCCAUUGGGGGAUGAAGAGGUGUACAGCUUUAGGUCUGAUCAGAAUACGGAAAUACAUGUGUUAUGUCUGCAACAUAGCUACUGCCUCUUCUAAAAGCUUCCUCCUUCAUUGUCAUUUCUAAUUGAAGAUGUGUUGGUUUAAAUGUAUGCAGAUAGUGUGUUGGUCUUGAUUUCUAGUCCACCUGGUUAUGGAGUUGGGCUAUUGGACACAAGGAGGUAUGGUGAAGUAUGCUAAGUGGAGAUUUAUGGAGUUACCACGAUUCACAUGAAUUUUAGAUGAUGAAAUUCAGACAGUCAAUUAUCGAAUUCCACGGGAUUGGCACUGGGUGGAAUCAUAGAGGUCCAAAGUGUAUGCAAUAAUUUAUAAUUGCCUUACAUGUGAUGACCGCCCAUUGCGAACUUCUGGGAUAUCGUAUGGUGGCCACUAGAGAUUGCCAUUUGGCCGAGUUUAUAACUAAUGAAAUGUUUGUGAGCACUGUGUUUAACUGUUGGUUCCAUGUUCGUUAAUAGCCCUCUUCAGUUUGAAUACUUGGAAGCAAUUUAUUUCUCGGAGGCUUGGACGCUUUUUCCUGUUUGGUUUUAUAAGAGAGUUAGACAGGAAUCUGCGAAAAUGAUGUUCAGUGUACCUCUGUAUCAAGAAUUCUUGCACUGACGAAGGAAGGGUAUCAUGUUCUUAGUGGGUGCAGUUUUCUUUUAUAAGGUUAAUCUUAAAUGUCUGGUUUCAUAUGUUUCAAAUCUAUCUUGCUUUGGCCCGAAGGAGUCGUGGACCUCAGUCAAGGUGAAAAGACCUGCACCAUAAAAGAAGUCUCCCCGCCAUCCUGAGUGCUUAAGAACUGAUUGAGUGUCUUUUUGGGAAGUGGAGCCAAUUGUUGCAGCUGCUCCUUCAAAUACUCGGCCUAGAAAUUGGACCAACAAGCGGUCACGACCAUCAUAUUUGCCUUCAUUGACUCCCGACCUUAAGGCCCUUGUUACUACCAAAUCAUCGAUUUCUUGGCCUAAACAAUUGGAGGGUGUAGUCGAGUCCAUUUCCCCAGUCGUUAAGAUAAUUUCUAGUGACUGAAAACAUGGCUCGGAGAAUGGCUUCAAGUUGUUUGGCAUUCAACUUGUUAAUAGCUUCAAUAGGGAGGAAAGUUCUCCAUGUUCAGGCUUUUCAGACCCAUAAAGAAGGUAAGGGCCUGCACAAAGGUUCAAGGAAGUUGAGAUGGUGGUAGAGUAGCAGUCUCGUUCUCUCUCUUGUUGGAUCAAGGAUGCAAGUAACGACCACAUCUUGUCCUCUCUUUGUUGGUCAAGACUUUUGUUGGGCAUUUUGGGGGUGUAACUAAAAUGAAGUAAAUGAAUGACCUGUAAUAUUUUGUAAUCUCGUAGCAGCCGCCAUGGCAUUACGCAUGCUGACAGGUUCCUACUUUUGGCAUUUGUAUUAAUGCAUGUUAGAAAUUGAAUCAUGAUGAUAAUCACCUAGGUAUUGGGCAAAAAUUUACACUUGUGUUUGUAACUUGUGGUAAAUCCAAUGUCUGCAGAAGAAUUUUCUUUGAGAGCAAAAGAGACUUGAAGAGAAAAUUUAUACUUUGGCAGCAGUUGUUUCAAGUUAAG
Messenger RNA from Linum tenue, 5904 nucleotides. The record is from the annotation of a GenBank genome assembly. Lineage: Eukaryota; Viridiplantae; Streptophyta; Magnoliopsida; Malpighiales; Linaceae.